Molecule: messenger RNA, 957 nt
Organism: Porites lobata
Lineage: Eukaryota; Metazoa; Cnidaria; Anthozoa; Scleractinia; Poritidae
Source: the annotation of a GenBank genome assembly
AUGCGUUUAAGCGAUCGCGAGCUGGUAGUACUGACCUUUGAGGCUCUACUCGCCUUAUUGGGAGUAAUUGGAAACAUUUCAGUGGUCAUUGUCAUAAGUCGCCUUGGAAAGAAAAAACAGCCAGUGGAUUGCUACGUGCAAAAUUUAGCCAUUGCAGACCUUGGUAUCCUGCUUAUAGCGUUACCGCUCGUCAUCAUCAGAAUUGCAAUGCCUUCGACCUGGCCCUUUGGUCGGUUUGCCUGCCUCUACUUUUACCCUGUGGUGGAAAUUUUCUACGGCGUAUCUGUGUGGUGCAUCGUGGUAAUAGCCAUUGAGCGCUAUCAGAGAAUAGUUUCAUUGAAAAUAAUUGGCCAAAAGAGCCGGAACAAAACUUCUUUACAGAGAGCUAAGACUAUUGCCGCCGGUGUUUGGGUGACAUCUUUUCUAAUAUUCUGCCUUCCACUUUACUUUUUUAUUGACUACGUUCACCUUCCAGGUGUAGGUACAUUUUGCGGUCUGUUCAAGUGGGAAAAGUCCUUAGCGACAGGAUAUAUGGUCUGUUUGACUCUGCUAACAUAUCUAUUACCUCUUGCUGUAAUAUCAUUUACUUACAUAUCUAUAUCGCGUGUGUUGAGACGGAGCAGUAAUUUCGUCAUAAGAAUGAAAGAGGUUAACCUUGUGGCGAUGUCACAGGUAGACAGACGUGUUUACCUAACACAUGCAAAAAGCGCUCGCCUGAGACAAAACAUCCGAGCGAAGAAAAUUCUUAGUCCUCUUGUUUUGACAUUUGCGGCUACAAUGCUCCCUUUAAACGUCUUUCGUCUGACCAUGCUGUUUUGGCCAGCAUUCUCCGAGAAAGAAUACUAUAUGCAUCUUCUUAAUUCAGUGGUAGUUUCCACGAUAAUCAACUCGGCGGCAAAUCCUGUAAUUUAUUCGGUAGUUAGCAGAGACUUUCGUAAGGAGAUAACAAGUUUAUUG